Molecule: messenger RNA, 2550 nt
Organism: Silurus meridionalis
Lineage: Eukaryota; Metazoa; Chordata; Actinopteri; Siluriformes; Siluridae
Gene: vps45
Product: vacuolar protein sorting 45 homolog
Exons: 15
Coding region: 171-1886 (571 amino acids)
Biological process (GO): intracellular protein transport; vesicle-mediated transport
Cellular component (GO): Golgi membrane
Source: RefSeq, a predicted model, not a curated record
AGCUCGUUGUAUAAACCGGAAGUAAUCCGCUCUGACGGGCGAUACACUGAGUUUUUCCUCCAUUGUCAACAAAAUUCGCGGUAUAUAUUAACAGCUUGUACAUUUACAAAGACUGAAGAUUCAGAAAGUUAUUUGGGUAAAUAGGCACGAGGAAGGACACUGUUGACAAAAUGAACGUGACUUUAGCUGUUAAACAGUAUGUCACUAAGAUGAUAGAAAGCAGCGGACCAGGAAUGAAGGUUCUGCUCAUGGAUAAAGAAACGACCAGCAUUGUGAGUAUGGUCUACACACAAUCUGAGAUCCUGCAGAAGGAGGUCUACCUGUUUGAGCGGAUAGACUCCCAGAACCGUGACAGCAUGAAACAUCUGAAGGCCAUCUGCUUCCUCAGACCAACCAAGGAAAAUGUGGAGAAUCUUAUUCAGGAGCUGCGGCGUCCCAAAUACAGCGUAUACUUUAUCUUUUUCAGCAAUGUCAUCAGUAAGAGUGAAGUGAAGGCCCUGGCAGAAGCUGAUGAACAGGAGGUUGUGGCAGAGGUGCAGGAGUUUUAUGGAGACUUCAUCGCUGUGAAUCCUCAUCUUUUCUCCCUCAAUCUGCAAGGAGUGUCCAGGGGUCGCAGUUGGGAUUCCAGUGUCCUUCCACGUGUCACUCAAGGUUUGACCUCUGUGCUGUUGGCUUUAAAGAAGUGUCCCAUGAUUCGUUACCAGCUUUCCUCUGACAUGGCAAAGAGACUGGCUGAAAGUGUAAAGCAAAUAAUCAGCAAGGAGUAUGAACUGUUUGACUUCAGGAAAACCGAAGUGCCUCCUCUUCUGCUGAUCCUGGACAGAAGUGAUGAUGCGAUCACACCCCUCCUUAACCAGUGGACAUAUCAGGCAAUGGUUCAUGAGCUGCUUGGUCUAAACAACAACCGAAUAGAUCUGUCCCGAGUGCCUGGCAUAAAUAAAGACCUGAGAGAGGUGGUGCUGUCUGCCGAGAAUGAUGAAUUCUAUGCUAAUAACUUGUACCUGAACUUUGGUGAAAUUGGAACAAACAUUAAAAACCUGAUGGAGGACUUUCAGAAGAAAAAGCCAAAGGACCAACAGAAACUAGAGUCCAUUGCUGAUAUGAAGGCUUUUGUGGAUAAUUACCCACAGUUUAAGAAGAUGUCAGGCACGGUUUCCAAACAUGUGACGGUGGUGGGCGAGUUGUCUCGUCUAGUCAGUGAGAGGCAGUUAAUGGAGGUGUCUGAGGUGGAGCAGGAGCUUGCAUGCCAGAAUGAUCACUCUAACGCCCAGCAGAAUGUGCGACGGAUGCUGCAGAACCCACGUGUGUCAGAGCUUGAUGCAGUGCGUCUGGUGAUGUUAUAUGCUCUGCGCUAUGAGCGACACAGCAGCAGCAUCCUGCCCAAUCUUAUGGAAGAGCUUCACAGGAAAGGGGUGUCUGAAAAGUACCGCAAGAUGGUACAAGCCGUGAUUGACUACGGAGGCAAACGGGUCAGAGGAAGUGAUCUCAUUACUCCUACAGAUGCUGUGGCCAUCACCAAACAGUUUUUCAAAGGACUCAAAGGUGUUGAGAAUGUCUAUACCCAGCACCAGCCUCUGCUUCAUGACACGCUGGAUCAACUAAUUAAAGGCCGUUUGAAGGACAGUCAGUUUCCCUACCUCGGGCCAAGUUCUCUGCGGGACAGGCCGCAGGACAUCAUUGUCUUUAUCAUUGGAGGAGCCACGUACGAGGAAGCACUGACCGUGUACAACUUGAACCGCACCAUGCCAGGGGUUCGCAUCGUGCUUGGAGGAACAGCCAUCCACAACACCAAAAGCUUCCUGGAAGAGGUCACUUUAGCAGCUGGCUUGAGUCAUGGGGAAGCCAGGGGUUCACAUGGAGCUGGGCGUCCACCAACCAGGCACUGAACACUGAAUCAGUAGUUUUCACAUUAAUAUAAUAGCAGUGUUGUGUGUGAGUGUGUGUGUGUGUGUGUGCACGCGCUCAGAGCUCAAAUCUACUUUCCUGUAUCCAUACCAGUCAUUGUAGACAUUCCUCUUUCCAUUGUCCUGAAUAUAUACCAUAUUGUGAGUUAAAUGACUUAAAAUUAUCUUGUGUCCAAAACAAGAGAAAUUGAUUUGUAUACUUAAAAUGUGUGAUGUUUAUUAAUGUGAUCAUUAUGACUGCUUAUGACAACACUAUAACAAUAAGAACACAAUCUGGCCAACUUGAACUGUGCAUCUUGUAUAUUGUGUCUGAUCUGCUGUAUGUAAAUAAGGUAGUAACCAUGUUCUUCCAGUGAAGACUCAAAUUUGAGGCAUAUAUUGUCUUUUAUUGGACUGUCUGCAGAUAAAGAAUGAUGAGAGGAUUUAUCACAACCGCCUGUUUCAGUGUUUGUGUAACUCAGUACAUUUUACCUAUGUAUACAGAAAUAUAUUGUACAUUUUUACAUUGUUUCCCAUCUAUACCCAUGUGUACAGAGAUACAUAUUUUCUCUUCUGAGACAAAACUGGACCUUAACUACUUUUAAAAAAAAGAUAACUGUAUGCAAAUGUAAAGCUGUUGUAAAUGAUUAAAUGGCUCAUUUCUGUA